GAGGGAUGCCCGCCGGGUAUGGAGGAGGUGGAGUGUGCCAAUCGCUGCCCCAGGCGUUGCUCGGACUUCCAGCAGGGAAUCGUCUGCCUGGAUGGAGAUGGCUGUGAGCCGGGCUGUAGGUGCCAGGCAGGAACGCUGGAGCAGGACGGCCGGUGCGUCACCAUGGCGCAGUGUGAGUGCACAGACAGCAGGGGGCAGGAGCUGGACGGCACAGAGCUCCCUCCAAGAGGACUGCAACAACUGCACCUGCACUGAUGGACGCCUCUCCUGCACCAACCUCACCUGCACCACCGCCGACUGCAGCUGGAGUCAGUGGUCCACCUGGUCUCAGUGCUCCGUCACCUGUGGGAGUGGCCAGCAGACCCGUAUCAGGACCUCCACGUCGGGCUCACAGAGGGAGCAGUGCCGGAAUCCGGAGAGUCAAUCCCGCCCGUGUCACCCAGGGAGGUGCCCGGAGCUGUGCCCACACGGGGGCUGGGAGCGGCAGACGGGGGACGUGUGGCUGGUGGGCGAGUGUCAGCAGUGUAUCUGCACCCCAGAGGGGAACUACUGCCAGGACAUUGAAUGCAGAGUGAAUGGUGACUGGACGCCUUGGUCUCCGUGGUCUGAAUGUCCGGCCACAUGUGGUGCUGCUGUCCAAAUCCGGAGUCGUGCCUGUAUCAACCCUCCUCCACGUAACAAUGGCUCUGAAUGCGAAGGCCCGGACACCGAGAGGAGAAACUGUACCAGCCAGCACUGUGAGGGCAGCAGCCGGUGCGGCUGGUCGGAGUGGAGUCCGUGUUCACGGAGCUGCGGCACUGGAAUUAGCAGCCGGACAUGGCGGUGCGAUUGUCACGGUGCUGAAUCUUCGGAUGUGGAAUGUAAUGACGGGGAGCACGUGGAGACUGCGGCGUGUUACCUGCAGCCGUGUGAAGGAAGCUGCUUCUGGGGCCAGUGGAGUAAUUGGUCAGAAUGCUCCUGUCACUCCGCCCUCCAGCACCGCUACAGGGAGCCUCAAGGGCCAAAUGUCGACGCAUGUGACAAGCUG
Staurois parvus is the source of this 1027-nucleotide messenger RNA. The record is from the annotation of a GenBank genome assembly. Lineage: Eukaryota; Metazoa; Chordata; Amphibia; Anura; Ranidae.